This is a messenger RNA of Penaeus vannamei (Pacific white shrimp), 2060 nucleotides long. Lineage: Eukaryota; Metazoa; Arthropoda; Malacostraca; Decapoda; Penaeidae. The record is from RefSeq and is a predicted model, not a curated record.
CGCGCCGAAGGAACGCCCUCCCCGCCCCCCUCCCCCUCUCCUCCCCCCCGCGGUCCCAGGGAGGGCCCGUCGCCCCCGCCUCCCCGCACCUCCUGAUGUCGAGGAGGGACUCGAGGAAGAUGCAGGACCUGGAGGCAGCGGCUAAGGCCAAGGCGCACGUCUUCCUCAAGGUUCCCAGCCCAAUAGCAAGCAACAGCAACCCCGCUUUCCCCGCCAACCUCGCGCCGCACUCAGCCCUGCACCACUCCAAGUCCGACUCGGAGGUGAGUCAGCAACGAAGCUUCCAGGACGGAGAUUUGCUCUUAGUCGACAGCGGGAGAUCUUCCCAGGGCCAGAAUCCACGAGGAGACGCCUUGAACAACAACAGAAAUUCUUACGGCGGCGGCGGAAGAGACUUCCUCGCGGAGGACCCCAGACGGAACUCGGGGACCCUACACGACUUGGCGGCCGAGGUUAGGGUCGGUUCUGGGGGCAGUGACGGCCAGCGGCAGGAGUGCUCUGGCGACAACAGACGGAGUUCGGGGGGCAGUUAUGGCAGACUCGAGUUCGUUACAGACUCCAGGCGAGGCUCUGGCGAGGGCAGCGGCAGAGCUGACAGCAGAAGGGGUUCCAGAGGCAACGCGGUGCGGCCGGAGUUCAUUGUCGACAACAGAAAGAGUUCUGGAGGCAGCAUCGGCCGACAAGACUUUUCGGUCGACAACAGAAGGGGCUCUGGAGGCAGCAGCGGCAACAGAAGUAGAUCGCGUUGUAGCGAAUGUGAGGCGGAUUUCACGGCCUACAACAGGAGCAGCGCCGUCGGCGACAGCGAGAAGGGAAGCGCGUCCCUGAGCAGCAGAAGGGGGUCUCAGGCCGGCGUGGGUCGGGAAGCCUUCGCCGUCGACAAGAGAAGGGACUCCCAGGGACUCAGCAGGAAGGAAGGGGUGGUUCCAGGCAGUAUACGAGGCUCCCAGGGGUUCAGGUCCAAGGAUAGCCUGGCGAUGGAGAGCCGUAGGAUUUCGCAAGAGGAGAAGGCGCAGGCCGAGCGGAAGGGCGGCGGCGGCGCGGCGAAGAACCCUAAUAAGGACAGCGGCGCGGCGAGAGUGGCGCCGGGGGGGCAGGGGGUGCCCCCGCCUGUGUCUAGACAUCUGAGCGAUUCUUCAAUAGAUCUCAGUCAGCGGAAUUAUCGAUAUUCGGACGAGAAUAUCACAAGGGUUCUGGACAUGCUUUACCUGGGGAACAUCAAGGCCGCGUACUGCGAGCCGAUCCUGUGCCGCCUCAGCAUCGAGGGGAUCGUCGACCUCUCCAGCCUGCGCCCUUUCGAGGUCCCGCCGGAUAAGAAGUCCAUCUGCCCGUGCACGUGCCCCCUGCAGAUCGCACACCACAGGUCCAGGUUGUGCAUAAACAUCGGCGUCACAGAAGGACUGGACAUCGCGCCCUACAUGUCGGAGGUGAACCGGUUCAUCGAGACGCUCAGGCGGAGGAAGAGGAAUGUGCUGGUUCACUGCUACCAUGGAACCAACCGCGGACCGGCCUUCGUCAUACAGUACCUGAUGUGUGUCCACCACCUGCCCCUCGCCACCUCGUACGCCAUGGUCAAGGCGGCCUCGAAGACCAAGGUGGCGCUGCACAGGACUUUCCGAGUGGCGCUGCAGAACCUGGAGAAGGAGCUGUGGCCAUGCCGCCCACCCUCGAUGAUGCUCGAGAAGAGCGAUGUGGUCACGCCCCCGGUCGCCGCGGCGCCCAAGCCUGCCAUGCCGCCCACACGGAGCGCCUGGCAGUGAGCGGGGCAGCUGGCGAAGGCGCAGAAGGGGUGAAUGAAGGCGAACCAUGCUGAGAGGGAGGCGAGCGUGAAGGCAAGGAGGAGGCGUUCUUUUAAAGACGACGGAAGAUCUUUCGAGCGAUUGGACCGAGUCAGGAAGAGGACACAGACGUAGCUUCGCCACAGCAGAGGCUGAGCGCGGCGUCUCAUGAUGUGUUUCAUGUUGUAUCGAAAUACAUGUCAAAAUGUGUAAACCUUUUUAUGAAAUGAACUAAUCUUUCUUUUGCCGAUAAAGAAACUAUAAAUAGCACACACACAUAGA